UCCAAGUCCUCGAACGGUGUGCGACGUUCCGGUCUCUGCAGUGCAGCCGUCAUGGAGUUUCCACCCUUACAGAACGAUCUCAUUUUACGAGCUGCUGCUGGUGAGCGUGUAGAGCGAGUACCAGUGUGGGUGAUGAGACAAGCAGGAAGAUAUCUACCAGAGUUUCGCGAAGUGCGCUCUAAACAUGAUUUUUUCGAGAUUUGUCAGACGCCUGAAUUAGCUUGUGAGGUUACUCUGCAGCCUCUAGAACGGUUCGACUUGGACGCUGCUAUUAUCUUCUGUGACAUACUUGUUAUUCCACAGGCAUUAGGCAUGGAAGUUCAGAUGGUACCUAAACAGGGUCCGGUGUUUCCUAUUCCAUUAGCGUCUCCAUUGGAUAUACAAAAACUUCGAUUUGAUGUCAACAUAAGUGAAGAGUUAAAAUAUGUAUUUGAUGCAAUUACCUUGACGAGGAAACGUAUCAAUGGCAAAGUGCCUCUGAUUGGCUUUUCUGGAGCACCGUGGACAUUAAUGGCGUACAUGGUUGAGGGUGGUGGCAGCAAGACUCUCUCAAAGGCAAAGGGUUGGCUGUACAAGCAUCCAGAUGAGAGCAAGAUGCUGUUGGAGAGGAUGUCUGGUAUUAUAGCAGACUACUUGGCUCAACAAGUUAAAGCGGGAGCACAGAUGCUACAGGUGUUUGAAUCUAAUGCGGGAUACUUGGGACCAGGAAUGUUUAAAGAGUUUUCUCUACCAUAUCUUCGAUCAAUAGCAGGCAUGGUCAGAAAGAAAGUCGAUGAACUUGGACUCAGUCAAGUGCCACUUACAGUGUUUGCGAAAGACGCUCAUUAUGCUCUGGAAGAACUGGCUUUUUCUAAUUAUGAUGUCAUUAGUUUGGACUGGACAAUGGAUCCUCAAAUCUCUAGGGAAAGGGUAGGUGCAGGUAUCACUCUUCAAGGCAACUUCGAUCCAUGUGGACUGUACGCUUCACAUGAUGUCAUAAAACGUCAAGUUGAGGAUAUGGUCAAAGCAUUCGGAUGUCAUCGGUAUAUCGCCAAUCUCGGCCAUGGAAUGUACCCUGAUAUGGAUCCCACUCAUUUAGGGACAUUUAUUGACUCUGUACAUACCGUCUCAGAGCUUCUCCUCAAACAACCAAAAGAACAUAAUUAGCCAAACUAGUGAAACAGUUUAAGUGUUGGUUUCACGUUUGUGAAACCAGUAUAGUAUUGGAGAGGGACCGAGAAUAGUGCAAUACCAUCAAAGAUGAAACUCUG
Molecule: messenger RNA, 1250 nt
Organism: Corticium candelabrum
Lineage: Eukaryota; Metazoa; Porifera; Homoscleromorpha; Homosclerophorida; Plakinidae
Product: uroporphyrinogen decarboxylase-like
Exons: 11
Coding region: 52-1146 (364 amino acids)
Biological process (GO): heme biosynthetic process
Cellular component (GO): cytosol
Molecular function (GO): uroporphyrinogen decarboxylase activity
Source: RefSeq, a predicted model, not a curated record